This is a messenger RNA of Lepus europaeus (European hare), 4539 nucleotides long. It is a transcript of the gene RBM12, whose product is annotated as RNA binding motif protein 12. The record is from RefSeq and is a predicted model, not a curated record. Bases 236 to 3070 code for a protein of 944 amino acids. The transcript has 3 exons. Gene Ontology annotation, biological process: regulation of canonical NF-kappaB signal transduction; cellular response to calcium ion; positive regulation of tumor necrosis factor-mediated signaling pathway. Gene Ontology annotation, molecular function: RNA binding; calcium-dependent phospholipid binding. NCBI's taxonomy places the organism in Eukaryota, Metazoa, Chordata, Mammalia, Lagomorpha, Leporidae. Gene Ontology annotation, cellular component: ribonucleoprotein complex; plasma membrane; nucleoplasm.
CGCUGAGCAGGCUGGCGGCCAUUUUGUGAAGCGGCGAAGGAGGUGGUGGCUUCGGUGGGCUCCGGGAAGCCAUCCGGGCUGGGGCUGUCGGCCGCGGGGCGGAGGCACUCGCGCGGGGGGUAACUCGGGUCUGGGUUCUGGUGCCGAGCAGCUCUCCCCGGAUUGACUUGGCCUCUACUUCUUGUUAAGAAAAUACAUCUCUUGUUUUAUCAGGUGUGUGUGGUUUCAGCGCAGCAUGGCUGUGGUCAUCCGUUUGCAAGGUCUCCCAAUUGUGGCGGGGACCAUGGACAUUCGCCACUUCUUCUCUGGAUUGACCAUCCCCGAUGGGGGCGUGCAUAUUGUAGGGGGUGAACUGGGUGAGGCUUUCAUCGUUUUUGCCACUGAUGAAGAUGCAAGGCUUGGUAUGAUGCGCACAGGUGGUACAAUUAAAGGGUCAAAAGUAACACUAUUGUUGAGUAGUAAAACGGAAAUGCAGAAUAUGAUUGAACUGAGUCGUAGGCGGUUUGAAACUGCCAACUUAGAUAUACCACCAGCAAAUGCUAAUAGAUCAGGACCGCCACCUAGCUCAGGAAUCAGUGGCAGGGUAAACUUGCCUACAACAGUACCCAGCUUUAAUAAUCCCUCACCCAGUGUAGUUACUGCCACCACUUCUGUUCAUGAAAGCAACAAAAACAUACAGACGUUUUCCACAGCCAGCGUAGGAACUGCUCCUCCAAAUAUGGGGACUUCCUUUGGGAGCCCAACAUUUAGCUCAACUGUUCCCAGCACAGCCUCUCCAAUGAACACAGUCCCACCACCACCAAUUCCUCCAAUCCCAGCGAUGCCAUCUUUGCCACCGAUGCCGUCCAUUCCUCCAAUACCAGUUCCUCCUCCAGUACCUACAUUGCCUCCCGUGCCUCCUGUGCCCCCGAUUCCCCCAGUCCCUUCCGUACCACCCAUGACCCCGCUGCCACCCAUGUCUGGCAUGCCACCCUUGAACCCGCCACCAGUAGCACCUCUACCUGCUGGAAUGAAUGGCUCUGGAGCACCUAUGAAUCUGAACAAUAACCUGAACCCUAUGUUUCUGGGUCCAUUGAAUCCUGUUAAUCCUAUCCAGAUGAACUCUCAAAGCAGUGUGAAGCCACUUCCCAUCAACCCUGAUGAUCUGUAUGUCAGUGUGCAUGGAAUGCCCUUUUCUGCGAUGGAAAAUGAUGUUAGAGAUUUUUUCCAUGGGCUCCGUGUUGAUGCAGUUCAUUUGUUGAAAGAUCACGUAGGUCGAAACAAUGGGAAUGGAUUGGUUAAGUUUCUCUCCCCUCAAGAUACAUUCGAAGCUUUGAAACGAAACAGAAUGCUGAUGAUUCAACGCUAUGUGGAAGUUAGCCCUGCCACAGAGAGACAGUGGGUAGCUGCUGGAGGCCAUAUCACUUUUAAGCAAAGUAUGGGACCUUCUGGACAAACUCAUCCCCCUCCUCAGACACUUCCCAGGUCAAAAUCGCCCAGUGGGCAGAAAAGGUCAAGGUCAAGAUCACCGCACGAGGCUGGUUUUUGUGUUUAUUUGAAAGGGCUGCCAUUUGAAGCGGAGAACAAACAUGUCAUUGAUUUUUUUAAAAAGUUGGAUAUAGUAGAAGAUAGUAUUUAUAUAGCUUACGGACCCAACGGGAAAGCAACUGGUGAAGGCUUUGUAGAGUUCAGAAAUGAGGCUGACUAUAAGGCUGCUUUGUGUCGUCAUAAACAAUACAUGGGCAAUCGCUUUAUUCAAGUUCAUCCAAUUACUAAGAAAGGUAUGCUAGAAAAGAUAGAUAUGAUUCGAAAAAGACUGCAGAACUUCAGCUAUGACCAGAGGGAAAUACUGUUAAAUCCGGAGGGAGAUGUCAACUCUGCCAAAGUUUGUGCUCACAUAACAAAUAUUCCAUUCAGCAUUACCAAGAUGGAUGUUCUUCAGUUCCUAGAAGGAAUUCCAGUGGAUGAGAAUGCUGUACAUGUUCUUGUUGAUAACAAUGGGCAAGGUCUAGGACAGGCAUUGGUUCAAUUUAAAAAUGAAGAUGAUGCACGUAAGUCUGAACACUUACACCGUAAAAAACUUAAUGGGAGAGAAGCUUUUGUUCAUGUAGUUUCCCUAGAAGAUAUGAGAGAAAUUGAGAAAAAUCCCCCAGCCCAAGGAAAAAAGGGGUUAAAGGUGCCUGUGCCAGGUAAUCCUACAGUACCAGGAUUGCCCAGUGCAGGAAUACCCAGUACAGGAAUGCCCAGUGCGGGAAUGCCCAGUUCGGGAAUACCUGGUGCGGGAAUGCCUGGCGCGGGAAUGCCCAGUACGGCACUACCCGGCGCAGGAAUGCCUGGUGCGGUAAUGCCUGGUUCAGGAGUGCCCAGUGGAGGAUUGCCCAGUGCAGGAAUGCCUAGUACAGGAGGUGAAGAGCAUCCCUUCUUGACUGUAGGAUCAAAGGAGGCCAACAAUGGGCCUCCGUUUAACUUUCCUGGUAAUUUUGGUGGGUCGAAUACCUUUGGGCCACCACUCCCUCCUCCAGGAUUAGGAGGGGCCUUUGGUGAUGGUAGGCCUGGUAUGCCUUCAGUUGGAAGCAGUGGUUUGCCUGGUCUAGGAUUGGAUGUUCCCGGUUUUGGAGGUGGACCAAAUAAUUUAAGUGGGCCUUCAGGAUUUGGAGGGGGUCCUCAGAAUUUUGGAAAUGGCCCUGGUAGUUUAGGUGGCCCUCCUGGCUUUGGAAGUGGCCCUCCUGGUCUUGGAAGUGCCCCUGGGCAUUUGAGUGGGCCACCAGCCUUUGGGCCCGGGCCCGGGCCUGGGCCUGGCCCAAUCCAUAUUGGUGGUCCCCCUGGGUUUGGAUCUAGUUCUGGAAAACCAGGACCUACAGUAAUUAAAGUGCAGAACAUGCCCUUCACUGUGUCUAUUGAUGAGAUUUUAGAUUUCUUUUACGGCUAUCAGGUAAUCCCAGGCUCAGUGUGUUUAAAAUACAAUGAAAAAGGUAUGCCCACGGGUGAGGCCAUGGUGGCUUUCGAAUCUCGAGAUGAAGCCACAGCUGCUGUCAUUGACCUAAAUGACAGACCUAUAGGCUCAAGAAAAGUAAAACUUAUAUUAGGAUAGCCAUUCACAUCAACUCUUUAUAGGGUAGAUCUUCAUAUUGCUGUGAUUAAUGCAUCCAGAUUGUUUUCCUAGCAUUUCCAGGUUAGAACCUGUGGAUUAUUUCAAUUGCAUAUAGAUUGGUUUCUAUAACAUAGAGCAUUGUUGACUGUUUACAGAAGACUCAUGAUCGGGAUAAACAUUGCUGUAUGUUACUGUAAAGCUCUCUGGAGAGAACAAAAAAUGAUUCUGACAUACCAUUAGAGAAACCAUUUGUAAAACUCAAGCCACCACAUAAGCUUAUCAAGGAGUCUAGAUUGGCUUUGUGUUAUACCAUAUGGGAUGAAGAAAAUAGAAAUGUCAGUAGAGCUGUUUGAGGGUGCUCUUGCCAGCUGCGGAAAAAUAUUAAGUUGGCUACUCCUGGAAUUUGGUUUAAAGCUGGACAGAUUUGCCUUGUAGGGUCAAAGCUUUGUCUAAAGUCCUCAUUUUCUUUUAAAACUGAAUAAAAUCUCUGUAUACAGAUUCAUUGUAUGUACUUUUAUUGCUUCUUGAGGGUUCUUGCUGUAUAGACAGUCCUGCUUUAGAAGUUGCUGCUUUGUUUGCCUAUUUGACUAAUUUGUAAAUGAGCAGAACUGUUUUGUUGGGUCUUUUUUCCUAAAUACAAAACUCCACACUUGGUUUGUGCUAUAACCUUGAAUUUUGAUUUCUAAUGUCACACUUAAAACUCUGUGGAAUAAGACUUUUGCCAUAAAAAUAAACUAUGAAGUCCUCUACCUACCAGAGCCUUUUUGGUUUGACCGCCGAGUUUUAGUAUAGUCAGUUUAAAAAUUGUUCAUGUUGUUUGGAUGGCAUAUAAAAAAAAGAAAAAACAGAAACCACUUGUAAUGAUCAGUGUUUAAGAUGCUUAAUCUGAAGUCCUGUCCAUGAUGAGCCUAAUUAUUCUAGCAGCUUCCUUCUGACACAAUUUAUGUAGCCUUUAACUAAACGAGGGGUUCACUCAUGAGAGAAUUUUGUAUCUAGGUUUUCACAGAACUGAAGUUGAAAUUGUUAGCUUUGUUAGCAAUAGUAGUAUAGAAUAAAAGAUCCAUAAACUGGUCCAUAGAUUGAUAGUGUGUAUAGUCCUGUUACUUGGAGACGGUUUGGUGGUAUAUUUCAAUGAGUAGUCUGUUAAAACAUUCAUGCAGAUGCAGCUGCCAAAGGAGCGAGAACUGCGGCUCCUUGUCCUUGCAAAUCCUUUUUUCUUUAGCAUUCAGGACACUGAGGCAGGAGGACCACAUGGGUUCUGGUUGGUAAAUGUCCUUGUCAUGAAAAUAUUUGCCUUACAAAGUCCUGUUCACUGCCUCAAAAAGGCUCUACUUAGGUUUACUUUUCUUAGUUAAAAUGCUCUAAAGAUGUGUCAUGAUACUAUAAGCAUACAGAAUGGGAGAUUGGUGAGAUAUGAUGAAAAGCAAAUUUUGUCUUCUACAUGAUCCUCUUGCCUUGGUUUGAAACAU